UACCCAACAAAUACUUUCCUCGAAUUUGUCAUACGGAGAAUAGUAUGUUUAAAAAUCAUUGCUACUACACUGCUCCAAAAAUAAAUGAACAAGUGGUUAUCUUAUCUGGCUCCCAAUAAUAGAUAAUAUCUUGUGCACAAUAUAUACAAAUGUUCUUAUCUAAUCAUUCCAGUAUGCUAGCCCCAAUCAAGGAAAGAGAACAUUAUUCUACCUCCACUGUUCCACGCCAUAGUAUGUUGGGGGAAUUUCAUGGUUCCCUCUCACUUUUAGUCUAUCGAAAACGUUCUUACCCAACUAGCCGUUAACGGCGAAAUAUUGUGCAACUGUUGCGCGAAGUUCGAAAAACACACUUUUCCAAACCCAAACAAAUAAUAAAUUAAAAACAUCCAAAAGGAGAAUGUUGAUUUAACCAAACACAUUUAAUAUACGAAUGUGACGUGUUCAGUAAAUAUUUAACCAAGUUAAUAAAUCGAAAAGAAACAAAAUACUUCUUUAUCACACACAUACGAACUUACUUAUGUGCCAUAUAAGUAAUUUCUAAAUAGAAGGUGCGAAGAUAUGACAAUUCAUUUUACUGAAAAAGAAUAAGACACACAAUAAAGGAAAUAUUGAAAAAUGGAUUUAUAUAAAAAUAUAUUGUAUAUAACAUUUUGCAUCGCAAUAUUUUGGAUACAAAUUGGUGGCGCCCAACAUGAAGAUAUUCCCUAUGAGAAUGUUGAGAAGAUUUGUGAAAAAUGUGUUUGCAUCGAUAAACCGGCCGAUCCGAAAACCAAUCAAGUGGCACAUCAUCUCUUAAGUUGCACUGUCAAAGGAUUCAAACACAUACUAGCCAGAUGGCCUGAAGAGUUUAACGCUCAUCAGAAAGAUAAUGUCAUUGUGGCCAGCUUUUCGGGUAACACAAUCGAAUUAUUACAGCAGCUACCUACCACCAAUGCCACACUGAGUUUCGCUUGUCGUCAUUGCUCUAUUAAAUAUCUGCAAUCGCCUACAUUUAUGGAUGUACCGAAUAUUAUUUCACUGGACUUAGCCUAUAAUGCUAUAACCACUGAAGAAUUGAUACCGGAUGUAUUUAGGGGGCCCUAUCACAUUAGCAGUUAUGAACCCAUUGCAUUGGCCGAAUUGGAUUUAAGUCACAAUCAUUUGCAGUCUUUAGACCGCCUGCUGUUCCAACAUACACCCAAUCUAACCAAAUUGAAUUUGGCGCACAACAAUUUGCAAAUUUUGGAUUAUCCCACAACGGCGGCAUUGUCAUCUGUUACACUUUUAAAGAAUUUAGAUUUAUCCUAUACCGGUCUAAAAACAAUACCGUCUGUGAUAUUUGAAAAGCUUACAUCUCUGGAAAUCCUUAAUUUGGCUGGCAACGAAUUUAUUGCAUUGCCAGAGAAUUUCCAAUUGAUUGGUCAGUCGCUGAAAUCUCUGAACUUGGCUGGUAACAGAUUUACAGCCUUUGAAGAAACAAGCUUUUUGGGCCUUAAAGUGUUGACACAUCUCAAUAUCAGUGGAAUGCCCACAUUGAAAGUUGUUAAGUACAAUACAUUCACUCGUUUGGAGCAUUUAACGCAUUUGGAUAGUUCCCAUAACACCAGGCUGGAUACAUUUGACUUUGACAGUUUAAUGCAUUGUGUUAAUCUCACUUAUUUGGAUAUCUCACACUGUCACCUAACAUCGCUAACAUUAAACAUGGAUCUGUCACCAAUAUUGAAUAAUACAAAUAUAACGGCGCCCAGUCCUUGGCCCAGACUUAAAACAUUCCUAAUAGCUGGCAAUCCAUGGACGUGCGACUGCAACCUUCUACAAGUAUUGGAGUAUGCUGGCUCCCAUCAUCGUUUGGAGGGUGAUCAGAGUCGUUGUGACAUGCCAUUCAUUUUGGCCGGUGUCAAACUGUCCAAUCUGACAGCAUCUCAAGUCUGUUCGAUGCGAAUACCUGCCAAAUAUCAAAUUGUCGAUGAAAAUGCACCGCCACGUUUUCGUCGUAAGCGUUAUAUAAUUCUGACCGUGAUAACAGCAUCGGUUGUCGUCGUCAUGGGUCUAAUCAUUGGGCUAAUAGUAGUGUGUAUACGAAGACGCUUAAAACGCGACGAUUAUGGUGUGGAACCCAUACGCUAUACCAGUGUCAGGAGUAGCAAUUUAUCGGCAUUUUCACACGGUCAAGCGAAUGGCAAUGGUACUAAUGGUUCGGCAGGUACAAGAACCUCGGGUGUAUGAAAUUCCAAAUGAAGAACUAUGUAUUUUUCUUUGUUUAAUUUUUAUAGAAAAAAAUCCUAAUUAGAAUUUAAGUCUGAUGAUUUUCACAAACCAUGUAAAUUGUAUUUUAAUGAUGUAUGAUUGUAUUAUUGUACGAUUUUAUAUGAAUUGUUGGCCAAAGAUUUUUUUUUGUUAAAUUGUGCGUGUGUGCUUAUUGGUAUAUCCUGUCAAUAGCAUUGAUUUGAAGGCAUACUUACCUAAAUGAAUAGUGCUUAAUUUAUUUGUAUAUUUUUACCCCAUAGGUUAAGUCACAAAAUGCUGUAUUGGAAAUUAAGGUUUCGAAAUGUAACCUCCUUGCCAUAAAGUAGUGCUUAGAGAUUUUAUUUACGAAUAAGUACAUGAUUUUUUUAUACUUCGAUUAUUAUAUAUUAUAUUGCCACUAUAAAUUAUAUUAAUUGUAUAAAAAGUUUAUGAAUAUUUUACUAUUGAAAAACUGCCGUGUAAAAUUUAAUAACAAUUUUUGAAAUAAAAUGUAAAAUUACAUAUUUUUUUAGAAUUUAUUUUCCACUAUAUAUCUAAUAUAUACUA
Molecule: messenger RNA, 2772 nt
Organism: Musca domestica (house fly)
Lineage: Eukaryota; Metazoa; Arthropoda; Insecta; Diptera; Muscidae
Product: carboxypeptidase N subunit 2
Exons: 6
Coding region: 616-2205 (529 amino acids)
Molecular function (GO): protein binding
Source: RefSeq, a predicted model, not a curated record